AUGGGUAAGACCUGCUUAUUGAGCAGAACACUACCAAUGUGGAAUAUUUUGUUAUUAUUUGCUUUUAUUCACUACUCAUCUUCCUAUCGACUCAAUGUACCACGUGUAUUACUACCUUACCAUCCUACUAUUCCUGUGAAAUUCCUGCUAGAAGUAACUCAGCCAUCCGGAGGAUGUUUCGUUUGGCGAUCGACACGCCCCGAUGUGGUUUCCGUCACGCCGGUCGGAGUGAAACCUGGCGAAUGCUCGGAUAAAGCCGAAGUCCGUGCCACAGCCAAAGCCGUGUCCGGAGAAUUGAGUGCCGUCAUUUUUGCUGAGGAUAGUGCAUCAGGAACAAUGCUCAGCUGUGGCGUCACUGUGGAUCAGAUCUCAGGAAUCCGGGUGGAAACAACCACAAAGAUCCUUUUCGUCGAUGCAGCACCAGCACGUAUGAUCAUUGAGGCGUUCAACUCAGAAGGUGACAAAUUUUCGACGCUCAGCGAGAUCCCAAUCGAUUGGGAACUGUCACAUUCUGGUGAUGGUCGUCCUCUUCGAAUUGUUCCAUUUGAACAGUCCACCUAUGAGGCUCCACCGGAAAUUAUUGCCUUGGAGAAUAAUAAGAAGAAAGGUUACAUUAUUCUCGUGGAAGGAGUUUUAACAGGUUCUGCAACAUUGACUGCACGUUUCGCUGAGCCCCAUUUCGCUAAUAUCGAAUCUCAUAGCCUGGAGCUUACCGUUGUCGCUAAUCUUUUACUUCUACCUGCCCAUGAUCUCUAUUUGUCAGUACAUGCAGUGGUGCCCUUCCAAGUACAAAUUGUUAGACAAAGUAGUACCGAAGGUUUGUGCUUUCGCUCAGAAUUGUUAUUGUGA
Molecule: messenger RNA, 849 nt
Organism: Cooperia oncophora
Lineage: Eukaryota; Metazoa; Nematoda; Chromadorea; Rhabditida; Trichostrongylidae
Source: the annotation of a GenBank genome assembly